AUGGAUCCUUCUGUCGCACAUCGGCCGUGGGAGGCGGUUUCAGGGCCUCAGACACCCGGCUCAACACAAACCCUCCCCUCCAUCUCGACCCUUACCGCGAAUAUGCCGGGCGCCGGAGUCCCCGCGGAGAAAUCACCCGGGAAUGCCUCAUUGAACACCAUCGAGCGGGAUUCGGGGAAUUGGUCAAUGCCGCAAAGCACAAGUAGGAGACCCUCGCCAAGUAUGGAUUGGGAGCGGCGCGGUGCUGACCAUGUAGGAUCAUCGACCUACUCCACGACGACCAAUGGCAACGGCAGCAAUUAUCCCACUCUCAGCUUCAUUGCGGCGUCGCAACCCUCCCCCAAUCGCGGACACCCGGCAGUCGACCGCUCACCUUACCCCCACGAUCAAUCGAAUACCCCUUCCUCCGCCGGCACCCAACAACCCUCCCCGAACUUCAAUACCCAGCCAACUCCCGCCCUUCCUUCAAUCAAUCAAAAUUAUGAAGUUCCCUCCCAACGAAUCAGCGUGGCAGAGACCACCGAGUCUCGGCGCAGUAGCGUGGACAGUCGCGUGAAUCAGGGGAUCAGCUCUCUGGCCAUUAACCCCGCUUCGCCCUACCACAGCACCAAUGCCUCGCAGUCUUCGAUUGUCUCAAGUCUGCAAAGAGAGCGAGGCAUUCCGACCGACAUGAACUCAUACCGAGGCCCUCGCUACUCAGGUGGUACCCAGCCUCUCUCUCCUCUGGGCCCCCGCGCGACCGACCAGCAGCGGAGUUUUGCUGCUGGUCGGACCGCUCCAGCGAUCUCUUCGAAUCCUCGUUCGGAGAUUUACAACGCCGAAGCACCCACUGCGGGUAUGGCGUAUGCCUUCCCAGAUCCGGACAUGGCGCGCUCGAGCUCUGUCUCUUCCAAGGGGGAGUCCAAUCCCCCGUUCUCCCGAAAGGGCAGCAUGGCGGAGUCCAUGAACAGCAUGUACUCCGAACGGAUGCCUCGAGGACAACACGGUAAGACCGAACACCGCCAACCACCCUCCGCAUGCGCACUUCGUUCUAAACAAGUUUGGACAGACCUACCCCAAAAUGUACACCACCAUUCCCUCCAACACAAGGCAGUGCGAGAAUUGAUUGGCGAAGAAGAAGGCCCGCCAGGCAGCACACCGUACAGCCGCACACCCGAACUUCGGGUAACGCACAAACUCGCCGAGCGCAAGCGCCGCAGCGAAAUGAAAGAUUGCUUCGAAGCGCUCCGACUGCGUUUACCCCCCGGGCAAACCAAUAAGUCCAGCAAAUGGGAAACCCUCACCCGGGCGAUCGACUAUAUCGCCAUGCUCGAGAAAACAGUCGCGCAAUCGCAACGCGACCGCAAUGUGAUGCAAUCGGAGAUGGAGGAAAUGCGCGCCCAGCUCAACCAAGCCAAUGCGUCCCGACCCCCAUCCAUCUUCGAGCAUCAAAUGAACGCCAACCAAGUCAGCGGACCGCCGCAGGGCUCAGUCUUUGGUGGUUUCGGCAAUGGUGUGGGUCAGGAUCAGCCGCGCACGCUACCGCCUCUCAUGAAUGGCUCUGUUGCGCCCAUGCAGGGCAUCGAGUAUGAACGGCGGUAG
Molecule: messenger RNA, 1581 nt
Organism: Penicillium paradoxum
Lineage: Eukaryota; Fungi; Ascomycota; Eurotiomycetes; Eurotiales; Aspergillaceae
Exons: 1
Coding region: 1-1581 (526 amino acids)
Biological process (GO): positive regulation of transcription by RNA polymerase II
Cellular component (GO): RNA polymerase II transcription regulator complex
Molecular function (GO): protein dimerization activity; DNA-binding transcription factor activity
Source: RefSeq, a predicted model, not a curated record